GGCACUGUGAUCCGCCAGCUGACUCAGGAUACAGGAUAAAGAAAACAAUAAUAGAAAAAUAGUGUAAAAAUGGAUGGAAAUCUAAAGGAUUUGGCUGUGGAAACGUACAGCCGUAUGGUCACGGCAGAGCUACGCAUUAACGAAUUGGUGCAGGAGCGUUUGAGCUUUGGCGAUCCACUGUGGCGCCUCUUCACAGUCUACCUGGAGCCGGGAUUCCUCUUCAAUCUGGUGAUUCCCAUGUGCGGCAUUUACAGCCAGGCGCUACUCACCCGGCUGCUCUUUGCGGUUGGCCUGGCCAGCACGCUAAACUCCUUUGCCAAGUGGAUACUUCCCGAGCAGCGUCCUUUGUGGUUACUCCGAGAGAUGUACGCUAGCAGUGUGCGCAGCCCCAGCCCUGGCAUCGCCCUGGAGAGCCAUCCGCUGAGCUGCGAGACGACUGCCGGCAUGCCCUGUGCGCAUUCCAUGUCCUUCACCGUGUUCACGCUCACCAUCUGGAUGUUCCUCUCCGCUCACGUUCAUUCCCGCCAGCGCUGGCUCGCCGGUACAGUGGCUUUCGGUUUGAUUUUCUGCAUGUGGCUAAGUCGCCUGUACUUGGCCACGGAGUUUCUGCACCAAUGUGUCCUUGGCACUUUCAUUGGCAUUCAAGCUAUGGACGCCCUGCAGCAAAAUUCUGACUAUUUGUGGUCGAGGCGUCGACGCUGGACAGUGACUGGCGUGCUGCUGUUGGGUGGCCUUGCCGCCGCAGUGUAUUUUGCAAAGCUUAACCUGGACGUCGAUCCGCAUUGGUCUGUGCGAGAGGCCUUCAAGUGGUGCCCGGAUCCUUCUUACAUGCGACACGAGGCUAGUCCCAUUUUCUAUCUGGUCCGAGACCUGGGAAUUCUCAUGGGCAUAGCUCUGGCAUCGCCCCUCUCCAAUCUGGACAUCAAAAAUGCAUCAAUUUGGCGACGUUGCGCUAGCCUGUUGGUCCUGGAACUGUUAAAUUUCGGAAUGCGCUGGGCCACGCCAAAGCAGUAUGGACGUUUCGCCUUCUUGGCAUACGAGUUGCUCCGAAAUGCUUUGCACUCUCUGCUACUGCUAAAGUACAUACCAAAGUUUAAGUAGUUUUUGGAUCCCUU
This is a messenger RNA of Drosophila subobscura, 1115 nucleotides long. RefSeq names its product glucose-6-phosphatase 2 (gene G6P). Gene Ontology annotation, cellular component: membrane. The transcript is spliced from 5 exons. Gene Ontology annotation, biological process: gluconeogenesis; glucose 6-phosphate metabolic process. Gene Ontology annotation, molecular function: glucose-6-phosphatase activity. The coding region runs from base 70 to 1101 and encodes 343 amino acids. The record is from RefSeq and is a predicted model, not a curated record. Lineage: Eukaryota; Metazoa; Arthropoda; Insecta; Diptera; Drosophilidae.